This is a messenger RNA of Physeter macrocephalus (sperm whale), 1561 nucleotides long. It is a transcript of the gene LRRC46, whose product is annotated as leucine rich repeat containing 46. The coding region runs from base 445 to 1431 and encodes 328 amino acids. Gene Ontology annotation, cellular component: cytoplasm. Lineage: Eukaryota; Metazoa; Chordata; Mammalia; Artiodactyla; Physeteridae. The transcript has 8 exons. The record is from RefSeq and is a predicted model, not a curated record. Gene Ontology annotation, molecular function: protein binding.
GCAUCGGCCGGAACGCGCCGAGAAGACGUGGGCCGCUCCUUACCCGCCUGGGGCAGGAGACCCCCUCGCAGCAUCCCAGCCACGGCCGCAGCCAUCGCCACCGGAAGAACGGCCGGGAGCCUAGCGAGACGGAAGGAGCUAAGGAUUGUGGGUAGUCCCGGGGCCGGAAGCGGAGGGCGGAGCCGCCGGCUGGAGCAGCAACAAGAAUGCGCCGAGCCCGGCACCGGCGAGCCCGCCCCCCCGAAUGACCCAUCUGGCGUCCAGUCUCCUAGCAACGACGCUAGACUCCUCCAACCGCUCUUUCCAUCCGCACGCGCCACCAUCUACCUACAAGCCCCCUCUAAGCCUGCCCAGAGUCCAGAGGAAGGCGGUGUCUGCAUUACUGAAGCCCUUAUCACUAAGCGGAACUUGGCCUUCCCUGAGGAUGAGGACCUGUCAGAGAAGAUGUUCCACACGCUUGCUGAACUGCAGACUGUCCGCCUGGACCGGGAGGGAAUUACCACUAUCAGGAACCUAGAGGGCCUCCAGAAUCUUCACAGCCUCUACCUGCAAGGGAAUAAGAUUGAGCGAAUUGAGAACCUGGCCUGCGUCCCCUCCUUACGCUUCCUGUCUCUGGCAGGAAACCAAAUCAGGCAGGUGGAAAACCUCCGCGACCUUCCACACCUCCAGUUUCUGGACCUUUCUGAGAACCUGAUAGAAAUACUGAAGCUGGAUGAAUUCCCCGAGAGCCUUCUCAUCCUCAACCUGACUGGAAACAGCUGCACCAACCAGGAUGGCUACAGGAAGCUGGUGACAGAAGCCCUGCCACUGCUCCUGGACCUAGACAGGCAGCCUGUGGCAGAGCGCUGGAUCUCGGACGAGGAUAAAACCUCAAGCGAUGAGGACGAGGAGUUCCCAGAGCUGAGAGGCCCGUUCUGCUCAGAGCGAGGUGACCCUGCUUUCCAAGGCUUGCAGCCUCCCCAGAGCACACCCCUGCCUGCCCUGUGGGAUCUGGGAGAAGCUAAGACAGCGGUGGUGUCUGGGGAGGUGGUCCCAGGGCCAGACCAGCCUGGGCAUGCAGCCUUCCUCAAGGAGCUGGAGCAGGAGGUGAGCAGGCACCGGGGGCACAGGCAGCACACAGCCCUGCUGGAGCACCUGCUGAGGGUGGAGAUGCGGCCCGCCCUCACCGACCUCCCACUGCUGCCGGGGGCGCCCAUGGCCGGGGACAGCAGCCCUUCCGUCACUCCCAGGCAAGGGAAGGAGACAUCCCCGGAGCCCAUCUCCUUGCCACAAGCCUCCUCUGCCACCAAGAAACCAUGCCUUCUGGCUUCCAGGAGCCAGCAAAGCACUGUUCAGGCAGGAAAGGGGGCCAGAGCGGCCACAGCCACCAAGGCCUCGCCGGCUGGGGCCCCCAGCACAACCAAAACUGUGACCAAAAGAAUCAAGAAGUGAAGCGCAGCCCAUCGCUACCAGCAAAGCCCCAGGAACACGGAGGAACAAGGAGUGGAGUGGGUCUCCCCUCCCCCUCAGAACACUUGCCUGUGGCAGGAGCCUGUCCCCAAUAAAGUAUCUCCAGGCCCUG